AUGAACACCGGCUCAAUGAUACUGACGAUGAAAGGAACUGUUCCACCGAACUUUGUGAAGUUUGGGCUAUUACGAGUACCACCACGUCCGUACUACCCUUCUCCUAUGCUCUGCUAUAAAUGUUUCUCAUACGGUCAUACGAAAACGCGCUGCACAGGUGAGGAAAAGUGCAAAAAUUGCUCUGAAACACACGAGAACACAGAAACAUGUGGGAAACCUGCUUACUGUGGUAAUUGUAAACUUAACCACCAACCGAUAAGUCGCGAGUGCCCGGUGUAUUGUGUUGAGAAAGAAAUAAUCAAAAUUAAAAUCGAUGAAGGGUUAUCAUAUAACGAAGCCAAAGACGCACACAAGUCAAGAGUAACAACAUCCAAAGGUACGUUCUCCAAUACUGUACAACAGAGGCUAAUCAACCCGCAGAUUGAAGAACUCACUAAGCUUGCUAAACAACGUGAGGACGAGCGCAAAAAAAUUCUCGAAGAAAACGAGGAUAUGCGAAAGCAGAUAUCAAAGCUACAACAAGCACUGAAACAAACCAUGGAAAAACAGAAAAAACUAAGCGAACAACUCAGACAACAAAUUAGCGAAGAAAAACAUACACAAAAAAUCGAAAUACCUGGCAGCUCCAUCCAAAAAUUAAAUACAACGAGUACCCUCGCAGGUGACAAAAGAGGAACAAACUCGAAUUUUAACCAGACAGCAGUCCCGGAACGAUAG
Wyeomyia smithii (pitcher-plant mosquito) is the source of this 717-nucleotide messenger RNA. RefSeq lists its product as uncharacterized. Bases 1 to 717 code for a protein of 238 amino acids. The transcript has a single exon. NCBI's taxonomy places the organism in Eukaryota, Metazoa, Arthropoda, Insecta, Diptera, Culicidae. The record is from RefSeq and is a predicted model, not a curated record.